CCCACGUCUUCACCCACGUCUUACCAAACACACCGAACAGACAGACGCAAGCUCGUCAAACAGACUAGCACACUUAAAACAACGUGUUCAAUCGAGCCACUGACAGAAUGGGACAAAAAAGCAACCUCUCUCUCCCUCACGUCCGUCUCCCCCGGCCCAACAUUGAUCAAGAGAUGCAGCAGAUAGCAGAUGCAGUCUCCCGCCCUGAUGCUGCCGUCUUAGCAGAUGCAGUCUCCCGCCCUGAUGCUGCCGUCUGAGGAAGCGCCCCCUCAGGCAAAUACCGAUCCACCCAACACCUGGGUAUCAGCAGCGUUUCCAGGAAGGCAUGCAGCUUGACCUUGCACCCUCCCACUUUCGCGUCAGGUAUUUCUUCUCCCGUCUCCCACGGGAUGGGUGUCAUGGGCCACACGGGGGUGCCGUCGGGAAACAUCUGUCCACGGCAAGUCCCGUUUGGGAAAAGCGUCCCCUUCACAAUCUGGUUGUCCCUCCAUUCUCCCUCGAACCACAACACAGGACCGUCGUACUGGUAGUAUGCCUUCCCCUGGCCGUGUCGCUUUCCGUCCGCCCACUCGCCCUCAUAGGUAGCCAUUCCUCCAUCGUCGAGUGCCUUUCCACGGCCGUGCCGCUUGCCGUGCUCCCACUGGCCCUCGUAUUUAACACGGCCCUGUGUGUCGAACUCCUCGCCGUGGCCACGGCCGUUAGUCCAUUGACCCUUAAAGAUGACGUUGUCAUGGUGGUCUCGCAGCUCCCCCUCGCCGUGUGGUCUGCCAUCGAGCGUGGGGCCAUGAUAAAAAUGGCCCUCCCACCACAUGCCCGUCGCCACGCCAGCUCCCUUCUUCUCUCCAUUGACCCACACGCCCUCGUAGGUCACCCUGCCGCCAGUGAGCUCCUUGCCAUGGCCAUGCCGUUUGCCGUUCCGCCAGUCACCGCUGUAGAUGACAUUGUUGUCGCGGCGGUCUCGCAACUCGCCCUGGCCGUGAGGUUUGCCGUCGAGAGUCGGGCCGACAAAAUAGCCGUCUUUUUCCCACCGCAUGCCCGUCGCCACGCCAGCUCCCUUCUUCUCCCCUCUCACCCACACGCCCGUGUAGGUCACCUCGCCGUUAGUGAACUCCUCACCAUGGCCGUGCCGCUUGCCGUCCACGAAAUCGCCCUCGUAGACCAUCUGGCCGUCCGAUGCGUAUUCGAUGCCCUUGGCGUGCCGUUUGCCGCCCUUCCACUCUCUCUCAUAUCGCUUCCUCUCGCCGUCCAGCAACCACAAAAUGCCCCAUCCGUGCGGCAUCUCAGUGCCACCCACUUUGCAGAUGGAGCCGUAGUAGACACUGCCCUCGUACAUGAUCGUGCGGUCAACGCUUUCGGCUUCCUGCUCGGCAGCACCUUUCGCUUGCAGCCGCUCUCUUGCAACGUCAAGUUCGGCCUCGGCUUGCUGAGCCCGUUGCAUCCAUUCAUCCCUCUCUUUUCUGUGCUCGUCUCCCUCCUUUUUGUAGUCGUCUCUUUCCUUCUUGUAGGCAUCUCUCUGGGUCUCGAGCUCCUCAAUUCGUUUGUUGAACUGCUCGCGCUCACUGUCCAUCGAACGACUGAUAUCUGAGUACACAUUGCGUGUUCUUCAUGGUGCGUGUGAAUGCGUGUCUGUCGCAUUACUUACCAUCGACGAUAUUCUGCAGUGUCUCCCUGUCGUCGACAUCCGUCACCGACGGGAUCGCACACGUGCGAGCAUCUGAUGGGCUCAGCAGACCAGCCAUCACGGGCCGGUGCCUGCCAGCCAUCGUGACAAGGAGGGAUCAUGCAGCUACACGGAUAAGGCGAGAAGGUUCAGAAAAUUUGGGGCCUACCGUGCACGCAGAGAUCACACAAAGACGAGAGUCUCGAUCGCUCAGAAUGCAUCACCUGAAAAGCGGAUCACAGCUCAGAAGCUGAGACGCGUUACGGUACUAUGUGCUGAUCCGCAUCUUGUGUGUGGUCUGUUUCUCAUAUGGAUGGGUGCCUACCAGGAGAUGAGUUGAAAUCGUGAAACUGCUGAUGCGGAGGCUUCUACACACCCCACACUGUCUGAACCACACAGACCAUGAAGAUCAGUGAGUCAGACACGGUGGAUGUGCGGUGGGGCUCAGUGGGGCUCACCUGGAAAGUGUUUGUCUGGACUCACUCUUCCCUAGCGCAGGCCCUUCGAUUGCUUUCUUCGGCAGCCGCGGUUGUGAAAACCCUGAGACCCCAGACCCGAAACCCUGCGGCCUCCGCGCCCUCCACUCUCCCCUCUCUCACCGCCGCACGUGAAGGACUGCAAAAGACCUCACCUGGAUCUGCCCUGCCCACCUCCCCAUCAGCUCAUCUCACCUUAUUCGACCGCCCAGCGACUUCCCAUCUCUCAGCGCCUGUUAGCCACCGGAGUAUCCCAU
Molecule: messenger RNA, 2393 nt
Organism: Vitrella brassicaformis
Lineage: Eukaryota; Vitrellaceae
Source: the annotation of a GenBank genome assembly